Cercocebus atys (sooty mangabey) is the source of this 761-nucleotide messenger RNA. RefSeq lists its product as uncharacterized. Bases 45 to 761 code for a protein of 238 amino acids. Gene Ontology annotation, biological process: positive regulation of B cell activation; phagocytosis, recognition; innate immune response. The transcript is spliced from 4 exons. Lineage: Eukaryota; Metazoa; Chordata; Mammalia; Primates; Cercopithecidae. Gene Ontology annotation, cellular component: external side of plasma membrane; immunoglobulin complex, circulating; blood microparticle. Gene Ontology annotation, molecular function: immunoglobulin receptor binding; antigen binding. The record is from RefSeq and is a predicted model, not a curated record.
GGUGUUUCUAUUCGGUGAUCAACACUGAACACACAGGACUCGCCAUGGAGUUUGGACUGAGCUGGGUUUUCCUUGUUGCUAUUUUCAAAGGUGUCCAGUGUGAGGUGCAGCUGGUGGAGUCUGGGGGAGGCUCGGUACAGCCCGGGGCGUCCCUGAGACUCUCCUGUGCAGCCUCUGGAUUCACCUUCAGUAGCACCAGGAUGAACUGGAUCCGACAGGCUCCAGGGAAGAAGCUGGAGUGGGUGGCUGACAUAAAGUAUGAUGGAAGUGAGAAAUACUAUGUAGACUCUGUGAAGGGCCGAUUCACCAUCUCCAGAGACAAUGCCAAAAACUCCCUCUACCUGCAAAUGAACAGCCUGAGAGCUGAGGACACAGCCGUGUAUUACUGUGUGAGAGACACAGUGAGGGGAGGUCAGUGUGAGCCCAGACACAAACCUCCCUGCAGGGGUGUAUGGAACCACCAGGGGGUGCUCAGGAUACACAGAGGGCAGGUGCAGCCCCAGGGCAGGUGCAGCCCCAGGGCAGCCAGCGCUUCCUGCUGGAGCUGGAUCCGCCAGUCCUCAGUCAAGGGAGUGGAUCGGGGCAUAGGUCACGAGGGAGCACAAAUUCUAACCCACUCCUCACGAGCUCAGUCACCAUCUCCAGAUCCGUGUCCAAGUGUCCAGUGUGAGGCGCAGCUCACAGAGUCUGGGGGAGACUUGGUACAGCUUAGAGGGGUCCCUGAGGCUCUCCUGUGCAUCCUCUUGAUUCACGUUCGGUAG